AUGCUCACUUUUGCAACUCAAGUUAAGCCUGUCAAUAAUAUAAAACGACAGCAUCAGCAUCAAACGAAAGCUCGUAAGCGAUCUCUUACUCGCUGUGCUGAAUGCCAGACACUAUUCCGUCCUCAACUGUGGGGACGUGAAAGUGGGAAAGGACCUGUGUGCGAUAAGUGCUCUUUCGGUAACGAGUACACAAGCAUUCUAGAAGACGAGACAAAUCAACGACCACACGGCUUGUCCUCACAAUGCAGCAGUAAUAGCAGCAAUGCAUUCAUCUUGGAUGCUUCCAAUUCCUGCAUUACAACGACAAUAAAAAACGAAAAUAUGGUGUGUGCAAAUUGUCAAGCCACGACAACACCGCUGUGGAGAAGAGAUGCAGCCGGAAAGACUAUCUGCAAUGCGUGUGGCCUGUAUUACAAGUUGCAUCAUGUUCAUCGACCUCCUACAAUGAUGCGCACGGUGAUCCGUCGUAGAAAACGCUGCUCUCCAAACUCACCUCCACCUUCGAAUACUUCCAACAAUCUUGCUGACUUAUCUGACGAUCAAGAAUUGAGAAAAAUCAAGAAAUACACAAUCCAUUCGCCGAAACAGAAACCUCAUUCUAUCCGUAAAACUACCUCGUCGCCAUUAGUCCGUUCUCCUCAAAAAGAACUCAGCCCAAUCAAUCAUCACAAUAGAACAAAUUAUAGCCCUAGCAGCAAUAGCAGUAACAGUACUGAAGCUACCAAUAGUCUACAUAAUAGCCCAGAACUUCCAUUUUUAUACCCUCCUCCUCUUCCUACUCCUUCUUCUAUGGUGGAAGAUAACAACGGAGAUCCAUUCGUUCACAAGCAUUUAUUCUCUCCAACUGAAGAGAACCGUCACUAUAUCACUUUACCUCCUCUCAAACAAACCUUACGAAAUAUCUUACCGCUAUCAUCCAUUCACAGUCAUUGUACACCAUCGUCACCACCACCACCACCACCACCACCAUUCAAAUUAGCGCAAAAGAAUGAAGAUACUUCUAUCGAAGCAUUACAGCUCCACCGCGAAUCACUCAAAAGUGAAGUAAGUCGCUUAUCUCAGCUUUUAUCAAACACAGUAGCCAGAUUAUCUGAUUUAGACACCGCAAUCGCCAGCAAGUCGACUACUCUAUGCCGUCCAGGAACAACAGAAUUACACAAUGAUCACUAUAGCAGCAGCAGCAGCAGCAGUAGUGUGUCUGAAUGCUCUUCUUCAGAAUAUGAAUAUGAUACAACACAAGAACAACAGGUGGCACGAUCCUUGUUAUCCUUAGCUACAACAGAUUCUUCUGCUUCUCGACUACCCUCCAUCAUCAUCAGAUAA
Molecule: messenger RNA, 1323 nt
Organism: Mycotypha africana
Lineage: Eukaryota; Fungi; Mucoromycota; Mucoromycetes; Mucorales; Mycotyphaceae
Exons: 1
Coding region: 1-1323 (440 amino acids)
Biological process (GO): positive regulation of transcription by RNA polymerase II; negative regulation of transcription by RNA polymerase II
Molecular function (GO): zinc ion binding; DNA-binding transcription factor activity, RNA polymerase II-specific; RNA polymerase II cis-regulatory region sequence-specific DNA binding
Source: RefSeq, a predicted model, not a curated record